Messenger RNA from Aplosporella prunicola CBS 121167, 1719 nucleotides. RefSeq lists its product as uncharacterized. The record is from RefSeq and is a predicted model, not a curated record. The transcript is spliced from 5 exons. Gene Ontology annotation, biological process: fatty acid metabolic process. Gene Ontology annotation, molecular function: medium-chain fatty acid-CoA ligase activity. The coding region runs from base 1 to 1719 and encodes 572 amino acids. Lineage: Eukaryota; Fungi; Ascomycota; Dothideomycetes; Botryosphaeriales; Aplosporellaceae.
AUGGCCUCGACCUUACCCAAGCUGCCUGUCUUCCAGGCCAUUGCGAAGCACGACCCGCAAAGCACCGCCGUCGUUCACUCGCUAUCCGGUCGCACUUUCACCUACGGAAACCUGGUCAAUGACAUUGCAAAGGCCAAGGAACAGCUGCAGCAAAACGCCAAUGGCAAGAAGCUCGAGGGCGAGCGCAUAGCCUUCCUCGUAGAGAACAGCUAUGAUUAUGUCGUGACCCUCCUGUCCAUCCUUGCUAGUCAAGCCAUUGCUGUGCCAAUGUCUCCCGCCUUUCCCGCUCACGAGUUACAGUACAUUGUCAAUCAAAGCGGGGCCUUCAUGCUGCUUGCCUCGGACAAGUAUCAAGACAAGGCGCAAGAGGUGCUCAAAGCUGGUCUGGAACAUCAGCCCAUCUCUGCAAAGGUCGAGAAAAGAUUGGACGGUGCCAAGGGAAAUGGUGAUGUCCAAUUCAGUGAUGCCGCGGACUCUAAGGCCGGCAUGAUGCUGUAUACGUCCGGAACCACGAACAGACCGAAAGGAGUGCUCAUUCCAGUCUCGGCCCUCACUGCGCAGUCGCAGUCUCUGUUCGAGGCUUGGGAAUACAGCUCACAAGACCGCCUGCUUCAUCUUCUUCCCCUUCAUCACAUUCAUGGCACUGUUAAUGCCAUCCUAACACCUCUCCUUGCUGGUUCGAGCAUAGAAUUCAUGUUUCCUUUCAAUCCAAACACUGUUUGGGAGCGUUUGGCGGCACCAUUUAUUCCGAACGCGGAGAAAACGAAGGAAAAGAUUACCUUCCUAACGGUGGUGCCCACUAUCUACAAUCGUCUUUUGCAUGCGCACAAGAGCUUGUCUCCUGAAAUGCAGGAAGCCGCCAGAACGGCAAUCAAGCAUGAGAAUCUGCGGCUUAGCAUCUCCGGUUCGGCAUCGCUCCCUACCCCUACAAAAGCUGCUUGGUCUGAGCUUAGUUCCGGAAACGUCUUGCUGGAGCGCUACGGCAUGACAGAAGUCGGCAUGGCCCUCAGUUGUGGCCUCGACUUCACCGACCGUGUGGAUGGUAGUGUGGGCUGGCCUCUUCCAUUCGUCGAGGCGCGCCUCGUCGACACCGAUACGAACGAAAUAAUUAAUGAAGGCGAGGAGAUCUCAGCGGAUGGUAAAGAACGCCAGGGUGAAAUUCAGUUGCGCGGCCCUACCAUAUUCAAGGAAUAUUGGAACAACCCCGAGGCCACAGCAAAGGAGUUUGUAGACGGCGAAGAUGGCAAAGGCCGGUGGUUCAAGACCGGUGAUGUGGCUAUCCGCAGAGAUGUACCAACUGCUGGAAAGAACACCCAGCCAUGGUGCAAGGGUAAAAUGUAUUUCAUCCAGGGAAGAAAAAGUGCCGACAUUAUCAAGAGUGGUGGCGAGAAGGUCAGCGCACUAGAGGUCGAGAGAGAGAUGUUAUCCCUCCCCGAAGUCGCGGAAUGCGCGGUAGUCGCUCUUCCCUCUGAACAAUGGGGCCAAAGAGUGGCUGCUGUCGUUGUCUUGACCGAGACAGGUCUCACGGCUGGAAAAGGUGGGAAAAGGUGGGGGCCUCUGGAUAUGAGAAGAGCGUUGAAGGACAAGCUCGCAAACUACAAGAUCCCGCAGGAGAUGAAGCUUGUGGACACGAUCCCGAGGAAUGCCAUGGGCAAGAUCAACAAGAAGACGCUCGUGCAAGAUGUCUUUGGAGACCGGCCCAAGACACCCCCAAAAUGA